UCCAGUUCAGUAGUUCAGCUCGGACCAGAUCAGCAGUUUGGUCCGUUGGUUCUCCUUGGACUUAUUUUGAUCUACACCCGGACCUGAAGGCGGUCUAACCCGGGACAGCUGCACUCAGAGUCUGACCGGGGACACUUUGUGAUUCUCUCCAACCCGGAAUAAGCACUGUGAGCCGGGCCAGAGGGAGAGAGAGAGAGAGGGAGGGCGCCGUUAACGUAACCUCCGUGACGUGGGUCCGCCCGGGCUGGGUUCACCGACUCGCUGUUCGUCCUGCGCGGUGUUUUCUGAGAGAUCGAUCAUCAGAUCGGAGGAUUAUUCGGUGAAUUGAUCGGCGAGUGAGGAUGGAGAGGAAGAGGACGGACUGUCCCGCUCUUCCGGCCGGCUGGAAGAAAGAAGAAGUGAUCAGGAAGUCUGGGCUGAGCGCAGGGAAGAGCGACGUCUACUACUACAGUCCUUCAGGUAAAAAGUUCAGGAGUAAACCUCAGCUGGCCCGUUACCUCGGAAACACGGUGGAUUUAGGAUGUUUCGACUUCCGGACGGGGAAGAUGAUGCCUGGGAAAAUGCAGAAGAACAAACAGAGGCUCCGGCAUGACCAGCUAAGCCUGUCUAAGGGAGGUAAACCAGACCUGAACACCGCUCUCCCAAUCAGGCAGACAGCCUCCAUCUUUAAACAGCCCGUUACCAAGGUUACGAGUCACCCCGGCAACAAGGUGAAGACGGACCUGCAGAGAGGGACCGAUCAGCCCCGACAGCUGUUCUGGGAGAGGAGGUUGAAAGGUCUCCGUUCAUCAGACGUCACAGAGGAAGUCCUGCGGUCGAUGGACCUGCCCAAAGGCCUGCAGAGUGUUGGUCCAGACUCCAGCGAGGACACUCUACUGUCCGCCAUCGCCAGUGCUCUGCACAUGAGCUCGGCUCCAAUCACGGGACAGACGUCUGUGGCUGCUGAGAAGAACCCGGCAAUCUGGCUCAAUGUGUCCCAGCCACUCUGCAAGGCCUUCACUGUCACUGACGAACACAUCAGGGAGCAGGAGCUGAAGGUGUACCACGCCAGGAGGAGCCUGGAGGAGGCGCUGAUGGCUGACGGUUUGGCGCGGGCCGCCGAAAACACCCGAGAGCUUCUGGAGGGGAAGACUGCCUGAAGACCAUCGGACAGGAGAGAGAGACAGAUUCCUUCUGUUCACCCACCUCAGGUUAAUCAUCAUCAUCUUCUUCAUCACAAGAACAACAAACCAAAAAAAGAUCACCCGGAGAAUAAAACAUCAUCAGCACUGAACUGUUGACCGGGUUAAUUCAACCUUUAACACGGGAACACAGAAAGUGAUUCUCCAAAGCAAUAAUGACAUCAACAAUGAUCAGAACACCAGCAACAGCAGCAAUAAACCACUGCAACAGGAAUACAGGGAGCAACAGCAGCAAAAAAGCAACACGACAACCAAAGGAUUGCAUCCAGAAUACAAGGAGCAACAGCAGAAAAAAAAGCAACAUGACAAUAAAUGAUUGCAUCCAGAUUACAGGGAGCAACAGCAGCAACAUAUUGAUAAAGGAUGGCAACAGCAACAACAGCAGUGACAUGUCAAUAAAGGAUUGCAGCAACAACAUGAAAAUGAAGAAUUGCAACAGGAAUACAGGGAGAAACAGCAGCAAAAAAGCAACAUGACAAUAAAUGAUUGCAACCAGAAUUCAGGGAGCCACAUCAGCAUAAACAGCAGCAACAUGUCAAUAAAGAAUUGCAACAUCAACAACAGCACUGACAUGUCAAUAAAGGAUUGCAACAACAACAUAUAAAUGAAGAAAUGCAACAGGAAUACAGGGAGAAACAGCAGCAAAAAAGCAACAUGAUGAUAAAUGAUUGCAUCCAGAAUUCAGGGAGCAACAAUAGCAGCAACAUGUCAAAGAAUUGAAACAGCAGCAACAGCAGCAACAUGUCAAUAAAGAAUUGCAACAGCAGCAACAUGUCAAUAAAGAAUUGCAACAGUAGAAACAACAGCAGCAACAUGUCAAUAAAGGAUUGCAGCAGCAACAACAGCAGCAACACAUCAAUAAAGGAUUGCAACAGCAACAACAGCAGCAACACGUCAAUAAAGGAUUG
Cheilinus undulatus (humphead wrasse) is the source of this 2089-nucleotide messenger RNA. It is a transcript of the gene mbd2, whose product is annotated as methyl-CpG binding domain protein 2. The coding region runs from base 342 to 1139 and encodes 265 amino acids. Gene Ontology annotation, molecular function: DNA binding. The record is from RefSeq and is a predicted model, not a curated record. The transcript has 7 exons. NCBI's taxonomy places the organism in Eukaryota, Metazoa, Chordata, Actinopteri, Labriformes, Labridae.